AUGAGGCCAUCACAACACACAGUCGGAUCGCUCAGAGCAGCACUACGAAGCCAUGCCUCAGCUCGAUCGUUGAUCGUGGCCGCUCCAAUAUCCGCAUCAGCACAAAGAGUUGCGUGUUGUCGUUCGCAACCCAACCAACAGCACUUCUCGUCCACUCCCCACACGCUCCGCGCUCCGGCAUCCUCCUCUCCUUCCUCUUCCUCUACAACUCCUUCCACGUCUUCUUCCACUGAAGCGCCACCCUCAAAGGGCCCAAUCCGCGAUGAAGCCAUCCUGCGCACUUCGGAAUACGUCCGCCUCGUCGACCCCAAAACUGGCUCCCUCGCAGGGCCCUUCAACACCAAGCAGAUCCUGGCCAAGCUAGACCGCUCCAAAUUCUUCCUCCAGCAAGUCGCGCCCGCGCAGGCCUCCCGUGCCACUGUCUCCUAUGAUCCCGCCUCACCCUCCCCCGUCGACCCAGCCGUGCUCGUUCAAUACGCGAUCUGCAAACUGAUCGACAAAAAAGAGGAGUUCGACCGGCUGCGCAACCUCAAACGCAAAGCCUCUGACCCGUCCACCCCCUCUUCACAAGCUGCGGCAGGCAGCUCGAGCAAGGAGGUGCAACUCACGUGGAGCGUCAGCCACAACGAUCUUGCGCACAAAUUGGGCAAGGCCAAAAAGGAAAUGCUCAAGGGCGCGCGCAUCAAUGUCGUGGUCACCACCAAGGCAGGCGGCCGGAAGUACAUCAAGGGGCUCAAUCCGAAGGAGGAUGAGAAGCGCGAGUUGAUGCUGCAGCAUAUCGAGAAGUUUUUGUGUACAGAAGCGGCGCCAGGCGAGGAAGGAGAGGACGGGGGAGAGAAGGUCGACACAAUCGCGAGGAGGUUGCAGGACGUCGAGUGGCAGAGAGGCGGCUCGGCGGCUGUCUUGUCAUUUGAGGCUUUCCGGAACAAGUCGUAG
Molecule: messenger RNA, 936 nt
Organism: Sporisorium graminicola
Lineage: Eukaryota; Fungi; Basidiomycota; Ustilaginomycetes; Ustilaginales; Ustilaginaceae
Exons: 1
Coding region: 1-936 (311 amino acids)
Biological process (GO): ribosome disassembly; mitochondrial translational initiation
Cellular component (GO): mitochondrion
Molecular function (GO): ribosome binding; translation initiation factor activity
Source: RefSeq, a predicted model, not a curated record